AUGCUUCGCUUAAAUUACAAAAUUGGAAAAAAUGUCCUGACAUGUUCAGGAAUGGUAAAUAAUUGCAAAAUGUUUAGGCAAUAUGUUACCCAUACAAAUGAAAUGAUAAUUGGUAGGGUUAAUAGUCCCUUUAAAAAUAACUUAACUACAAUUGAUAAAAGUAGUACAUUUCACAAUAGUGGAAGUAGUAACAUGUGUGUACAUACAAAACUGAACAAUAAUUUUAAAAGGUUUUAUAAUCCGCGGGCACAUAUCAAUUGGACACUUAUUCGAUUUAGACAUAGGGUAUCACAGUUAAGAAAAAAAAAAUUAAAAUAUAAAAAUCACUCAAAGGUUGCUUUACGAUUUCGUUUAACAAAAUUUGGAUGGGAAAGAUUACAGUCAGGUAGAAAUGCAAGUAAAAAAAAUUUAUCAGCUAAAAAGUGUAAUGAAAAAAUGAAAAUAAAAUAUGUUUCAAGAGAUGACAUAAAAAAGUUCAAGUUCCAAAUGCAAAGUUAUGUAUUAAGAAUAAGAGAUUCACCCGUCGAUUAUAACCCUAACAUAAUGAGAGCUCGAAAGUAUUUUCCCACACAUUUUGGUUAG
This is a messenger RNA of Plasmodium malariae, 582 nucleotides long. RefSeq names its product conserved Plasmodium protein, unknown function. The transcript has a single exon. The record is from RefSeq and is a predicted model, not a curated record. Lineage: Eukaryota; Apicomplexa; Aconoidasida; Haemosporida; Plasmodiidae. Bases 1 to 582 code for a protein of 193 amino acids.